GCCGUCCGGCCGUCCGUCCGUCCGUCCGUCCGUGCGGAGAGGAGGGCCGGAGGGAGCCCCGCCCGCCUGCCCAGCGCCUGAGUGAGAGAAAAUGUCAGUCAGCAUGCAUGAAAAUCGCAAGUCCCGGGCCAGCACGGGCUCCAUCAACAUCUACCUGUUCCACAAAUCGUCCUACGCCGACAGCGUCCUCACUCACCUGAACCUGCUGCGCCAGCAGCGCCUAUUUACGGACGUCCUGCUCCACGCGGGGAACCGGACCUUCCCCUGCCACCGGGCCGUCCUGGCGGCCUGCAGCCGCUACUUCGAAGCCAUGUUCAGCGGCGGCCUCAAAGAGAGCCAGGCCAGCGAAGUGAACUUCCACAACUCCAUCCACCCGGAAGUCUUAGAGCUCCUGCUGGACUACGCCUACUCGUCCCGGGUGAUCAUCAACGAGGAGAACGCCGAGUCGCUCCUGGAAGCCGGGGACAUGCUGGAAUUCCAGGACAUCCGAGAUGCCUGCGCGGAAUUCCUGGAGAAGAACCUGCACCCCACCAACUGCCUGGGCAUGCUGCUGCUGUCGGACGCCCACCAGUGCACCAAGCUGUACGAGCUCUCCUGGCGGAUGUGCCUGAGCAACUUCCAGGCCAUCAGUAAGAACGAAGACUUUCUCCAGCUGCCCCAGGACAUGGUGGUGCAGCUCCUGUCCAGCGAAGAGCUGGAGACGGAGGACGAGAGGCUGGUCUAUGAGUCCGCCAUCAAUUGGAUCAGCUACGACCUGAACAAGCGGCACUGCCACCUCCCCGAGCUGCUGCAGACGGUGCGGCUGGCCCUGCUCCCGGCCAUCUAUCUGAUGGAGAACGUGGCCAUGGAGGAGCUCGUCACCAAGCAGAGGAAGAGCAAGGAGAUCGUGGAGGAAGCGAUCCGCUGCAAGUUGAGGAUCCUGCAGAACGACGGGGUGGUCACCAGCCUGUGCGCCCGGCCGCGCAAGACCGGCCACGCCCUCUUCCUCCUCGGCGGGCAGACCUUCAUGUGCGACAAGCUGUACCUGGUGGACCAGAAGGCCAAGGAGAUCAUCCCUAAGGCCGACAUCCCCAGCCCCCGCAAGGAGUUCAGCGCCUGCGCCAUCGGCUGCAAAGUGUACAUCACCGGGGGCCGGGGCUCGGAGAACGGGGUCUCCAAAGACGUCUGGGUGUACGACACUCUGCACGAGGAGUGGUCCAAAGCCGCCCCCAUGCUUGUGGCCAGAUUUGGCCAUGGCUCCGCCGAACUCAAGCACUGCCUCUAUGUCGUCGGUGGUCACACGGCAGCCACCGGCUGCCUCCCGGCCUCCCCGUCGGUGUCACUGAAGCAAGUGGAGCAGUACGAUCCCGGGACCAACAAGUGGACCAUGGUGGCCCCGCUCCGGGAAGGGGUGAGCAACGCCGCGGUCGUGAGCGCCAAACUGAAGCUGUUUGCUUUCGGCGGGACCAGCGUCAGCCACGAUAAGCUCCCCAAAGUCCAGUGUUACGAUCAGUGCGAGAACCGGUGGACCGUCCCGGCUACCUGCCCCCAGCCCUGGCGCUACACGGCCGCCGCCGUGCUGGGGAACCAGAUUUUCAUCAUGGGCGGGGACACGGAAUUCUCCGCCUGUUCGGCCUAUAAGUUCAACAGCGAGACCUACCAGUGGACUAAGGUGGGAGACGUGACCGCUAAGCGAAUGAGCUGCCACGCGGUUGCAUCCGGAAACAAACUCUAUGUUGUCGGCGGCUAUUUCGGCAUUCAGAGGUGCAAGACCUUGGACUGCUACGAUCCUACGCUAGACGUGUGGAACAGCAUAACCACGGUCCCGUACUCCCUCAUUCCCACGGCGUUUGUCAGCACCUGGAAACAUCUUCCUUCUUAAUCCCGAGGUCUGCCAGGCAGAUACCGGUUAGCAGCCACUCUAUAUCUUGAUGAAGCAAAUGAACUUCAGCUUUGGAGAAGUGGAUUUUCACAAAGAAAAUACACUUAAUAAUUCUGGAAUGGAACAACAUGCUCUGCACCUUGUAUAUCUUCCAGCCUGGACAUGAAGGAAUGGGAGAGGGAGU
Tachyglossus aculeatus (Australian echidna) is the source of this 2045-nucleotide messenger RNA. It is a transcript of the gene ENC1, whose product is annotated as ectodermal-neural cortex 1. The transcript is spliced from 3 exons. The record is from RefSeq and is a predicted model, not a curated record. Bases 92 to 1861 code for a protein of 589 amino acids. Gene Ontology annotation, molecular function: protein binding. Lineage: Eukaryota; Metazoa; Chordata; Mammalia; Monotremata; Tachyglossidae.